Molecule: messenger RNA, 524 nt
Organism: Thamnophis elegans (Western terrestrial garter snake)
Lineage: Eukaryota; Metazoa; Chordata; Lepidosauria; Squamata; Natricidae
Product: vesicle-associated membrane protein 7-like
Exons: 3
Coding region: 224-487 (87 amino acids)
Biological process (GO): exocytosis; vesicle fusion
Cellular component (GO): SNARE complex
Molecular function (GO): SNAP receptor activity; SNARE binding
Source: RefSeq, a predicted model, not a curated record
CCCUCCGCGCGAAAGAACUUUGCUUCCCAGCAAGCAUCUCGGCUCCUGCCUUCGGUCCUCCGUCUCUUGCGGCCGGACUCGGUUUCCCAGAAGCCUUGGCAGCUUUGCGGCGGAAGCUCACGUGGCCUUGGUUUUCUUCGGCGAGAGACGCGACGGAGAGCCGAGGGAGGGGAGCGAAACGAAACGGGCUCCCGGUGGGCGCCCAGCGAGCCAGCCUCCAGCUAUGGCGAUCCUAUUUGCGGUUGUAGCCAGGGGCUCCACCAUCCUGGCCAAGCAUGCAUGGUGCGGAGGGAAUUUCCUGGAGGUUACAGAGCAGAUCCUGGCCAAGAUACCGUCGGAAAACAACAAGCUCACCUACUCGCACGGAAAUUACCUGUUCCACUAUAUCUGUCAGGACCGGAUUAUAUACCUCUGCAUCACAGAUGAUGUAAGUACUGGGAAAGCUACAGUGGGGAAUUGCAAAAUUGGUAAAAUUUGCACGCUUUAAAGGUGGGUUGCUGGAAGCGGGCAAAUACAGAGGUAUA